This is a messenger RNA of Dinoponera quadriceps, 1906 nucleotides long. RefSeq names its product pyridoxal phosphate phosphatase PHOSPHO2-like. The record is from RefSeq and is a predicted model, not a curated record. The transcript is spliced from 3 exons. Gene Ontology annotation, molecular function: phosphatase activity. Lineage: Eukaryota; Metazoa; Arthropoda; Insecta; Hymenoptera; Formicidae. The coding region runs from base 570 to 1307 and encodes 245 amino acids.
GACGUUUCUUUUUGUGAAGUUUUGACCGUAUGCCAACGCGAUCGAACGCGUUCGCGAAAACAGAAGCGGUUAGAAGCAGAGCGAGUAGCGUUGGCGUAACAGCCAGUCAAGAACACCGUUUGAUUGUCAGCCAAGGGGCAUUUCAACGUGCUCGUAAAGAUUAUUUCGAGAUCAUAAUACAACGAGAUAUAUAACGGUUUCGUUGUUUAUUUUUCAUCCCCGGGUGUUCUUUUAUAAGAGCGCUUCACGCGAUAAUUUUGUUUGUAAACAAAGCGAUGACGACUGAGAACAAAAACAAAAGGAGAUGAGGCGGGACUGAAAGAGCGGACAGCUGUGAAGAAUCAAGAACAACUGAGAAGAGCAGAAAGGAAAAGCUAACGUGUGGAUGCAUCUGACAUGCUCCGAAUUCUGCUAGUGAUUGGUGUUUGAUAAAAGCAUAAGCACAAAUUAAGUUGAACAGUUGAACACACCGAUUGAUUUUGUAAAACAGAAGAGGUAGAUAGUAACACUAAUCCAUUCUUAGAAGACAAUAAUCUUGGCUUAGUCUUCGAUAUCAUACACGAUAAACAAUGGAUUGCAGCUCGCUAAUCGCAUUCGACUUUGAUCACACCAUCUGCGAGGACAACUCCGACAUGGUAGCGCGAAAGUUAGUAUCUGAGGAGAAAAUACCGGAGAACGUGAGGAGUUUGUAUCAGUCAAAUGGCUGGCUCACGUACAUGAACAAGAUCUUCGAGAUCCUGCACAACAAUUCCAUCGACAAGAAGCAGAUCAAGAACGCCAUCGUUGCUAUUCCAGCGGUCAAGGGCAUGGAGACGCUUCUCGCUACUCUGCACGCCAACGGCCACGAGAUCAUCAUUAUCAGCGACUCCAACUCUUUGUUCAUAGAUUGGUGGCUGAAGAGUAAGAAACUCGAACACACUGUGUCGCGGAUCUUCACAAAUCCAGCUUGGUUCGACGACGACGGCAGGUUGAAGGUGGACAGAUAUCACACGCAGCGCAGUUGCGAGCUUAGCAGCAUCAACCUGUGCAAGGGGAAGAUAUUGAUAGAUUUUAUUAAUGAAAAACGUGCACAGGGCAUAUACUACGAUAGAACGAUCUACAUUGGCGACGGCAAGAACGAUCUAUGCCCGAUCUUGCGUCUCUCAGAGGCCGAUUUGGCCUGCCCGCGUAAGGACUAUGUACUCAUUAAGUGUUUGACUAAAUUACCUCGUGACAUGCACUCAGAGGCGAGCAUCGUGGCAUGGAAGGACGGUACGGAUUUGCUGAAAGAGCUGGAAGAGGCUCAGAGAAUGGUAAAGAAAAAAUAAUUCCGCGCCAAAGAUAAAUGAGGAAGAUACUCUUCCUCGUUGAGUCACUCGAUGCGAGAAAGGGGCUCGCGUUAUGUUAUCAUGCUAAUUAACCGGAGUCGAACUUAUUAAGCAUUAUGAGAUGUGUAACCAAUUGUACUCGCUUUCUUAAUUUUCUAUUUGCACCGUCGAAUUUUCCGUAUAACUUGUUCGAAUACAUAUUCAUCAGUUAUGUUAUUAGGGAAGAUAUCGUCGUUCUCGUGAAACUGCUGCAUCUAUCAUGCGAGGAUAGCGAAUGAAUUAUUUGUAUAGACGAUCCCACAUUUUAUAUCGUUACAAAUUGAGGAUGCAAUUGAAGAUGUUACUGCAAAUAUUAGUAAUAAUAACUAGAGUAAAUCUCGGCUAAAUAGUUUUCCAACCGAAGACAUGAUGCCAUUACAUAAGUGAUGUAAAUGUUAUUUUACAUGUAUAUAACUAUCUCUAGGAAUUAUAUCAGAGGUUGUUCUUGUAUAUCGAAUAUAUAUAAGCAGUGCAUUUUUCCAAAUAAAGUUAUUUCUUGAUAGAAAGGUUGUUCGUUACGAAUUUAGUAAGACUUCAUGCGAAGCACAAGAUUCGACCUG